This is a messenger RNA of Nylanderia fulva, 2510 nucleotides long. RefSeq names its product 5' nucleotidase B (gene Nt5b). Lineage: Eukaryota; Metazoa; Arthropoda; Insecta; Hymenoptera; Formicidae. Gene Ontology annotation, molecular function: 5'-nucleotidase activity. The record is from RefSeq and is a predicted model, not a curated record.
GAAAAUGAUCCAAGUGGUAACAAAAAGUGGUAUCGGCAAGCCAGUCAAAGGAAACCUAUUUUUGACUAGAGGAAAGCUAUUUUUGAUUUCACUAUCGCUAUAAUCUCUCCAGAUUCUGAAAAAGUCUGUCUCGACUUGGUGUUUCUGUAUAUUAAAAUCGUGGGGGUGUCACGUGAGUCGAAGUUAUCCAUUUUUCUUCAUAUCGUUAUUAUAUACGCAAAUGACCCCUGCGGCUGAUCUGAUGCGUUCUUAUCGCUUUGCUGUGUCAAGCAGAGAAAUAUUUAGAUAGAUAGAGAGAGAGAGAAAGAGAGAAAAUAUAAGAGAAAGAUUCGAAGACGCGGCUAAAGUUGUUGUCUCGUUCCGUCAUUACAACAUUGCCACUCGUAUGGAUCAGAGUAUUUAAGAAAAGUACGGGAUCGGCGAUUUGUUUUCGUGAUACAUUUCACUCGUUUGAGCUUUCGGAAAUCACCGAUUUGCAACGUCACUUCGCUAUGAGUCGACAAAACAUCGGUGUGAUUGUCACGCCAGCGGACAUCGCUAUAGGAGCGAGAAUGCGAUUCCCGGAUGACACGAACCUAUUUCCCGAGGAAUCGAUUCAUCGUACCAUGCUUGGCCUUAACGUAGGACUGACGAGGAACGAUCUAAGCGAUCAAGAUCUGGAUAGCUACAACGAGGGCAUUUAUGGCGCCCGCACUGAUAAACGCGAAUUGGGCCACAGAAUCUUCGUCAAUCGGAGUCUUCACUUGGAGAACAUUAAGUUUUAUGGCUUCGACAUGGAUUACACAUUGGCAGAGUAUAAGUCACCGCAGUACGAGCAAUUGGGUUUUAAUCUUCUUAAGGAUCGUCUAGUGUCUUUGGGAUAUCCGCAAGAAAUCAAGGCAUUCGAAUAUGAUCCUAGUUUUCCUGUUCGUGGAUUAUGGUUCGAUUCCUUGUAUGGAAAUCUCUUAAAAGUGGAUGCUUAUGGAAACAUCUUAGUUUGUGUUCAUGGUUUCGAGUUUUUAAAACACUCUCAGGUUUAUGAACUUUAUCCAAACAAAUUCCUACAAUUAGAUGAGUCUAGAGUUUAUGUGCUCAAUACAUUGUUCAAUCUACCGGAAACCUAUUUGCUAGCAUGUCUGAUAGACUUUUUCACAAACUCGCCGCAAUUUAGUCGAGAAAAAACUGGAGUGAAAGAAGGUGAGCUCACCAUGAGCUUCAGAAGCAUAUUUCAGGAUGUCAGAAGCGCGGUAGAUUGGAUACAUCUUCACGGUAAUCUGAAAACGAAGACAAUCGAGAAUUUGGACGAGUAUGUAAAGAAAGACGAGAGAUUGCCCAUGUUCCUUACGAGAAUCCGAGAGAGCGGAGCGAAAGUAUUUUUAUUAACGAACAGUGAUUAUGUUUUCACGGACAAAAUUAUGACUUAUUUGUUCGAUUUUCCACACGGUGCAAGGCCUGAUGAACCGCAUAGAAAUUGGAAGACAUAUUUUGAUACAAUUGUGGUAGAUGCCAGAAAGCCAUUGUUCUUCGGAGAAGGAACAAUUUUACGACAAGUGGACACGAGAACAGGUGCUUUAAAACUUGGUACCCAUAAAGGACCACUUCACACAGGUGAAGUGUACUCGGGAGGCUCUUGCGACGUGUUUACAGAAUUAAUUGGUGCAAAAGGAAAGGACGUGUUAUAUGUCGGUGAUCAUAUAUUUGGUGAUAUUUUAAAAAGUAAAAAAAUAAGAGGCUGGAGGACGUUUUUAAUAGUCCCUGAAUUGGUUCAAGAACUACACGUUUGGACUGACAAAUGUCAAUUGUUUGCCGAAUUACAACGUUUAGACGUUAUGCUCGGAGAAAUGUACAAAAAUUUAGACAGUAGUACAAAGGAAAAGCCAGAUAUCUCCAAGUUACGCGCAUCUAUAAGAGACGUCACGCACAAAAUGGACUUGGCUUAUGGCAUGAUGGGUUCCUUGUUUCGUAGUGGAAGUAGACAAACGUUUUUCAGCAGUCAAGUCGUAAGAUACGCCGAUCUGUACGCAGCGACUUUCUUAAAUCUGAUUUAUUAUCCUUUUUCGUAUAUGUUCAGAGCACCUGCUAUGCUGAUGCCGCAUGAAAGUACAGUAGCACACGAACAGAGAUUUGUCAUGGAAACGCCAAUGAUAAGUCGUUCUAGAACAUUUAAAUUGGCAGAUGAAGAAGAAGAACAUAAUCGACCUUCUUCUAAGAAUUUGUAUGUGGAUCAUUUCAAUAAUCAAAUUCCACAUGCAAGACCAGAAACGCCGCGUAAUGUCACACAUACGCACGAUGAGGAUUGCAGCGAUGAAGAUAGCGAUUCACAGAAACAAGCCAAUCAAGUGAAAGCAUGUACAAGGAAUGCAAAUAGCAAUUAAAGUAAUGUUUUAUUUCAGUUGCGCGAAAUGUUACUUUUAUCAUUUCAAGUAACUGAAAUCGACUGAAAAACGAAUUGCAAAUAAAACGUAAUAUAUAGCACAUUAAGCAAACUAUGUCUCUUGUGUUUUAAAAAUUAUAUAACAUAUGAUACUUUA